CCCUCCCUUCCGAGAAGGGGCCCCACCGCGCCCGUCAUUGCUGGAUCUUGACGAGUUCCUCCUUUGCAAGCAGGAGUUUGUCUAGUUCUUGAGCUAACCUUGUCGAUACUGCCCACUGCCGGCGUAAUCCUACCCACAACGCGGCGCGGUACGGAAGGCACAUAGAGCGCGGAGGCAAAGAAAGGAACACAACGCCGGCCAGGAGACAGGACGACAGAGGAGAACCCGUCAUCAUGUCUGGUCGUCAGCCACAAUAUGAAGAGCUUUCUCGUCUCCUGCAGCAGCUGGGAGACACGUGGGUCGCUGAAUGGUCUGCCGCGGAAGGGCGAAAACGUUAUGGCGCGAACUGGUAUCACGUUUUCGCAAGCGGGAGUUGAUGCGCGCCGCUUGAAGGCUCUCGAGGACAAGGACAACCCUGCCUUGAAGCGAAUAUGCGUCGCUCACGUCAACAAGCUGAAACAGGCGGCUGCGGUGAAGCGCAAGCUUGCCGCAAAGCAAAAAUCGGCAGAGGAAGAAGCGAAGAAGCAAGCGCGGAUGCUGGAAAACGAAGAGGAGCGGAUGUGUAGCAUUCGGCGGUGCCGUGACCGGACUUCUGGCAGGCGGAAAUGCACAGAGAGUGAGCUGUACCCAGCUCGUGCAUGUGGUGACAAAGAAGUCUCGGGCUUGUCCAAAAUAUUGUGACGUGUCCGCCCAUCCUGCUGUUU
This is a messenger RNA of Ectocarpus sp. CCAP 1310/34, 704 nucleotides long. Lineage: Eukaryota; Phaeophyceae; Ectocarpales; Ectocarpaceae. The record is from the annotation of a GenBank genome assembly.